Messenger RNA from Hippopotamus amphibius kiboko, 3529 nucleotides. It is a transcript of the gene UBR7, whose product is annotated as ubiquitin protein ligase E3 component n-recognin 7. The transcript is spliced from 11 exons. Lineage: Eukaryota; Metazoa; Chordata; Mammalia; Artiodactyla; Hippopotamidae. Bases 67 to 1344 code for a protein of 425 amino acids. Gene Ontology annotation, cellular component: cytoplasm. The record is from RefSeq and is a predicted model, not a curated record. Gene Ontology annotation, molecular function: ubiquitin protein ligase activity; zinc ion binding.
CCGCCCCUCGCGGCCGCUUUUCCCGCCUCCGCCGGGGCCGAGCAGCGGGCCGGCUGACAGUUGAGGAUGGCGGGAGCCGAGGAGCCCUGUGGGCGGCAAUCGGAGCUGGAGCCCGUGGUAUCGUUGGUCGACGUACUUGAGGAGGACGAGGAGCUGGAGAACGAGGCUUGCGCCGUACUGGGUGGCAGCGACUCGGAGAAGUGCUCCUACUCGCAGGGCUCUGUAAAGAGACAAGCACUGUAUGCCUGUAGUACCUGCACCCCAGAGGGAGAAGAACCAGCAGGAAUUUGCCUGGCUUGCAGUUAUGAAUGUCAUGGAAGUCAUAAACUAUUUGAGCUCUACACAAAAAGAAAUUUUCGUUGUGAUUGUGGAAAUAGCAAGUUUAAAAAUUUGGAUUGCAAAUUAUUUCCUGACAAAGCAAAGAUAAAUUCUGGCAAUAAGUACAAUGACAACUUUUUUGGAUUGUACUGCAUUUGCAAGAGACCUUAUCCUGAUCCUGAAGAUGAGAUUCCAGAUGAGAUGAUCCAGUGUGUGGUCUGUGAAGACUGGUUCCAUGGACGGCAUCUUGGUGCCACUCCCCCUGAGAGUGGGGAUUUCCAAGAGAUGGUGUGCCAGGCGUGCAUGAAACGCUGUUCUUUCUUGUGGGCUUAUGCUGCACACCUGGCAGUAACCAAAGUAACUGCUGAAGAUGAUGGGUUUGUGCUGAAUGUUGAUGGAGUAGGUGAUCAGGAAGUUAUCAAACCUGAAAAUGGAGCUCAUCAAGAUAGUGCCCUCAGAGAGGAUGUUCCAGAACAUGGAAAGGCUGCUGAGAAGGAAGUUAAAACAGAGCAGAUGAACGAACCAUGUACCAGCUCUAGUUCUGAAUCUGAUCUCCAGAUGGCAUUUAAGAAUCAGCAUCUCGACACAGAAUCACAGUCUGGCUGCAAACUUCAGGAGCUUAAAGCUAAGCAGUUUAUAAAGAAAGACACUGCCACCUAUUGGCCCCUGAACUGGCGUAGCAAGUUAUGUACCUGCAACGAUUGUAUGAAAAUGUAUGGCGAUCUAGAUGUCCUGUUCCUGACAGAUGAAUAUGACACAGUUCUGGCUUAUGAAAACAAAGGCAAGGUUGACCAGGCAGCUGACAGGAGAGACCCUCUAAUGGACACCCUUAACAGCAUGAACAGAGUCCAGCAAGUGGAACUUAUUUGUGAAUACAAUGACUUGAAGACAGAACUGAAAGACUAUCUCAAGAGAUUUGCUGAUGAAGGCACAGUGGUUAAGAGAGAGGACAUUCAGCAGUUCUUUGAAGAAUUUCAGUCAAAAAAGAGAAGAAGAGUGGACGGGAUGCAGUAUUAUUGCAGCUAGACUGGAGAACGGCGCCUUCUCAUCCAGGCCAGUGAAGAUGCCACUUACUGUUCCAGGAAUAAAAGAGGCAUAUUUCACCUUUGGUCCUCCUCCGUCCUCUGCUUGGAGAGGGCUCCUCCUCCAGCUUUGACUUUCCUUCACUCUCCUUAACGACAGUAGCCACCAUGUUUAUGCUGAUUUCACAACCAGCAUUCUUCUUUCUGACUCAGCUAAAUGCAACUCAUUCCACAGACUUGAGCCCCCCACCCCAGUCUACCAGCCAGGGUUAUUUGCUCAUAAGUUUCAAGAAGUUUGAUUUGGUUUUGAGAAAGUAAACUGGAUUUUUUUUCUGAUUUAUUCUUUAACUCCCAAGUGUGUCUGCUUGGCCACAGAGCCGCUGUCUUCCAGGGCCUGCUCUGUGAAGCUCUCUUCCUGUCAGCUCUCACCUCCGUAGGUCCCCUCACCCCUAUGAUCGUGGUGCCUUGGGUCAAAGCUUCCUCAAGCCUGGUCUGCUCCUUCUCCCACAUCCCUGUUUUCUGAGGUUUGGUCAUGGUUUAGAAGGGAUCUCAGAGCUUGCUUCCUCCGGGCCGAAGCUUCGGAGUAGCCGGGACUGAUGGUUUUCUGGCCUAGGUGUCUGUCACAGGCAAGGAGAUUGGCUGGUGCCGGGAUCGAGGAAGCCUACCUUUGUUACAAAUGUUACUAAUAAAUUUAAAGUGAAAAUUUCAUUCACAAAUCUACUGGCCCUAGAAUAUUAGAAUUUCAGUACUGUAGUGCUCACAGGGCUUCCUGGAGAAAAUCUGCCAUUAUCCUAGUCCCUCUCUGCUGCCUAGAAAAUAGACCGGGUACUACCCUGUGAAAUCUUGGUGGUUUACAAAGUCCUCUGGCUUUCUUUAUAUUAUCAGGGAUAUUCAUAAGCAUGUAUUAAAAACAGACUUAUUUUGAUAUUGUUCUGUUAAGAAAAUGUUAUUAGAACCCCAAUAAAUUAUUUUUCCCCUUAAAUCUGUGCUGAAGAAAAAAGAUACUGGCUUAGCUUACUUGUAGCAAGCAGGGCAGUGAGUGCCCUGUCUUAGGAGAGGCAGACUGUGUGGAAGGGAUUUCAGACGAGGCCCGAGGCUGCGCAGAUAAUGAGCGUCAUGUAUCUCAGCGCUACUGUCCACGGCUGAGUCCCCAGUGACUGUGAGGGCCUCUCUUGGGGAACCUCACGGGAUGUUGUAUAAAACCCCAUAUUUGAGGGGAUGGCCUUUCAGUUGGUUUGAAAUCUCUUUAAAGCCCCUCAGUCUGUAUGGAAAACCCUUUUGAUAAAGAGCCCUCAGUGCUCUCUCCCUCUGGAGGAGUGUGGUCUUUCCUGACAGCAUAUGACACACUUUGAGGUGUGUGACUAUAAGCAUUUGAGGCUUUGGGGCCACAAGUGUAUAUUAAUAUUUUUUGUGUGUCCAGCAGUCACAAGUGCCCACCGAUCCCUGGAUAAGGUGAACUAGGCCUACAGAAAGUCAAGGCCUUGAAGAAAUAGUACAACUCAUGUUUUUCUGCAUCAGAUCUCCUAAUUACAGAUCCUCAUAAAGAGUGACAUGUGGAGCUGGAAGAUCUCGUGGCCACAGGAGAUGCCUGUGUGCUCUUCGCUGGCCUCGUAGAAAGGGUGAAAAGGCCAGGGCGAGAGCUCACAGCAUCUUCCAGAUGGUUUGCAUCCCCAGCUUGGGAACUCUGUUCCAAGUCUGAGGAUUUUUGAACCCCCUCUGGAAGGUGGUACUAGUUGUGUACCACUGUGGCCUGACAGUUUCUACCUUCUCAGACAUUUGAUUUAACGACCAGAAAGUUCCUUCCUUCUUCUGACAGGUCAGGACCAAGUCUCAGAGGCGGUGCAUUGCUGUGCAGCACAGCACAAGUCACCCAGUGCUGAAGGGCUCGUUUUAGGAAAGGUACUGUUCCUUUUACAUUGACCAGAAAACCUCUUUUUUUUACCUGUUGUUCACAAACUAGUUUUCUUAUUGACUGUAUUGGACCGUCUCUUCUUGUAGAGACUGAUUUUGGCCAACAUGUGGCAGUUGAUAUUAAUGCAUGUUUUAUGCAAAACAAGAAUAUGAUAUUAGUUACUUUUAAGGAAUUCUGGCAUUGUACGUGCAUUUUUGUAGAGUUGUUACUGGACUUAUAAUUACAUACUUAACUCUAAUCAGGUUUCUGUAAAAUUUAAAUAAACCAAUUCGAAAUA